Rosa chinensis is the source of this 2409-nucleotide messenger RNA. RefSeq names its product polygalacturonase 1 beta-like protein 3. The transcript has a single exon. NCBI's taxonomy places the organism in Eukaryota, Viridiplantae, Streptophyta, Magnoliopsida, Rosales, Rosaceae. Bases 221 to 2131 code for a protein of 636 amino acids. The record is from RefSeq and is a predicted model, not a curated record.
UAGCUAAUAGUAGUAUAGUACUCCUUCAUUACUACUUGUUUAUGCAGAGAGCUAGACAGUUACACUACAAGACCCGGCAUAUUUGCUUUUUAUAAAAGCAACCUAUGGCAAAAGAAAAGAAAGCAACACAACAUUCAUAAGAAAAAAGCUCUAUGCUAUUCUGAAACUAGGCUAAUUUUCUCAGUCCUCAUCUGUCUCUCUCUGUUUCCAGCUGAACACGAUGAGCAUUUUCUUCUUCUUCUUGCUCCUCCUAUCACUCUCAUCCUCUGUUUCACUGGGCAGCUCAAGUAGCAGCAAUCAAGCUACAACUAAGCAACCCAACCCAUUCACACAUAAAGCCUCACUGAUCCGCUACUGGGACACCCACAUUUCCAACCAUCUCCCAAAGCCCACUUUCCUCUUCUCCAAAGCCUCAAACCUAAACCCAAUCGACUCCGCGAUUCUCACCAAACUCGCCGCCCAGAACUCACUCUCCUCCCACUUCUCCUCCUUCUGUUCCCUCGCCAACCUCUACUGCUCCUUUGACGCAUUUUCACAGACACCUGGUGAGCAACUCGCCGCCGCCCGAUCCAAAGACGCAAACUUCACCGGUUAUGCGAACAAGGACUUCGCCAACUACGGCACCUCCCGGCUCGGCGGCGCCGACUCGUUCAAGAACUACUCCGCCGAGCUGAACUCGCCGCAAGACUCGUUCACCAAGUACAGCAAAGCCUCCCGCUCGCACAGCGAACACUUCACCAGCUACGCCCACGACGCCAAUGUAGCCAACGACAGCUUCACCAACUACGCCGCCGGCGCCGUUUCCGGAUCCGGCGAUUUCAACAGCUACCACGACCGGGUCAACGUCCCCAAUCUCCGAUUCGCUUCCUACGACUCGAGCUCCAACAACCACAAGCUCUCCUUCACCAGCUACAGCGACGACACCAACGCCGGCUCCGAAACGUUCAUCAGCUACGGCAAGAAAGGCAAUGCCAACCGGAACGAGUUCAACAGCUACGCCGGAGACGCCAACAUAGUCGGGUCGGGUUUCACGGGUUACGGAGAGUCCGGGAACGCAGCAAACGACUCGUUUAAAGGGUACGGUCUCUCCGGUAAUAACCCGCACAACAAUUUCAAGAGCUACGGAGCCGGCGGGAAGUCCGGGAUCGACAGCUUCUCGAGUUACCGGAACGGAGCCAACGUCGGCGACGAUUCCUUCCAGUCUUACGCCAGGAACUCGAACUCCGGGAAAGUGACUUUCUCGAACUACGGCAAGUCGUUUAAUCUCGGAAAUGAUUCGUUUAAGGAGUACGGAGCCGGGUCGACGGGCCGGACCACUGUCGGGUUCAAAUCUUACAGCCUGGGCCGCUCGUUCAAAGACUAUGCCAAAAACGGUGUUGCUUUUGCUGAGUACAGCAACUCCACCACUGUUGCAACUGAUUCUGAAGAAAACAGAGCGAGUGGUGGCAGUUCUGUAAAUAGAUGGGUUGAGCCGGGCAAGUUCUUUAGAGAAUAUUUGUUGAAGCAGGGGAAUGUAAUGGUGAUGCCCGACAUUAACGACAAAAUGCCGGAAAGGUCGUUUCUGCCCCGGCCUAUUUUGUCAAAAUUACCGUUUUCCACGGCGAGGAUGUCGGAGCUAAGGGAGUUAUUUCACGCUGGCGACAACUCCGCCGCGGAACGCGUGAUAAUCAACGCGCUGACGGAGUGCGAAAGGGCCCCGAGUCCCGGUGAGACGAAGCGGUGCGUGGGCUCAGUGGAAGACAUGAUUGACUUCUCUGUGUCGGUCCUCGGCCGCAAUGUGGUGGUUAGGACCACGGAGAAUGUGAGCGGGUCUAAGCAGAAGGUGAUGAUCGGAAAGGUCAGCGGAAUCAACGGCGGACGAGUGACGGAAUCGGUUUCGUGUCAUCAGAGCUUGUACCCGUACUUACUGUAUUACUGCCACUCUGUACCCAAGGUUAGGGUUUACGAGGCUGAUAUUGUCGAUGUGGCGAGCCGAAACAAGAUCAAUCGCGGUGUUGCGAUUUGUCAUCUUGACACGUCAUCGUGGAGCCCGGGACAUGGUGCGUUCGUGGCACUGGGGUCCAGUCCCGGAAAUACUGAAGUGUGCCACUGGAUUUUUGAAAACGACAUGACUUGGACAGUAGCGGAUUAAAGGACCGUAAAAUGCAGUAGCUUGGUUUUGUCUUACAUAUUAAUUUACAUAGCCGGAUUGAUCUGUUGUCGUCUCAAGCCCUUUUGAUUUGGCAAUUUGAUUGCUUCUAUGGAAUUGCCUUCAUUUGCUUUCCCCUGAUUUUUCUUCCAGAAUUUCUGUUCUCUGAGAUGAUCUCAAACUAGCUUAUUAGGUACGUGUAAUUCAACCAAGAAAAACCUUAGCAGCGUAUCUAAUUAAGUACGAUAUAUGUGAUUUACGCAUAUUUAAACGUUUCUGUG